Molecule: messenger RNA, 1751 nt
Organism: Coniophora puteana RWD-64-598 SS2
Lineage: Eukaryota; Fungi; Basidiomycota; Agaricomycetes; Boletales; Coniophoraceae
Exons: 4
Coding region: 1-1383 (460 amino acids)
Molecular function (GO): protein binding
Source: RefSeq, a predicted model, not a curated record
AUGGCCCUGCAACAACUUACCGACAUCAUACCCAUCGCUGUUACUGAAGCCUUGAGAUUCACCGACUCUCCUUAUGCCAUCCACACCGCUUCGAACCACAAUGUCUACAAAGAAGAAUUUGAGCCAGUUGUAAAAGCCAUAUCGGACCUAUCUAAUGUGAUCCACACCGUCGACGACGCCAUCAGUGCACUGAUGUCGUGCAAAGCUCAACUCGUCAAAUCGCGAGAUGGCCACUCUAGGCUUGUAUCCGCUCUCUGGAGCAUUCCGGUGGAGAUCAUGGCGGAUAUUUUCCAACUUUCCCUCCGUCCCACGGUGAAGAGGUCUGAUUUGGACAUCGGCGCACUUCAAGGUCGCGGGUCAGUGUUCAACGUAGCGUGCGUGUGCCGUCGAUGGAGGGACAUCUCGCUGUCAACUCCUCGUCUCUGGAAUGUUGUCAAAUUAUCUAUGCCACGCGAACUCAACCCUGUCGCCGCGACGGACACUGUAAACCUUUACGAAGGUGAUCUUGAGAUGCUGAGGCGAGUCGCAGGUAUUCCAUCGUAUCUUGUCGUCGACAGGGAAGAAAAGGCUCCCAUCCCUCCCUCAGUGCAUGUACAUCUGGACGAUGCUUCUCUGGCCCAAUGCUUAGAAGCUUGCUGGGGUUUAAACAUCAGCGAAGCUGUUUUCGCGCUCCAACGUACACUCUUCGCCAAGAUGACUCAUCUCCGUCGCCUCAAACUUUCUGCGUACAACAAGUUAUCCUUCGACCCCACAGUAUACCCGUGCCUCACCCAUCUGUCACUUCGAUUAUACUCGUUUGAUCCGUUGUGGUUCCCCGCCUGGAUCCGCUCCAUUCGCUGUGAUCACAUCACUGUACUCGUGCUGAUCUACGAUCUCCAACCGGAACUCGGUGAACCCAUGGACGUCAAUCUCAAGGGGAUGAUGCAGAACCUUCCUCGCCUUACACAUCUGUUUGUAUCGGCUCCUUAUGUCGAAGCACAGCAACACAACGUUUCAGUAACACACCCAGCCCUUCAAUCACUCGGUAUAAUCACCUUUGACAGUUCAAGGAUUGAUGCCAUUCAAGCCAUACUCCAUAAUGCGACACUCCCCGCCUUAUCCGAGCUCAUCCUCCAGGGCGAUACAUUACACGAGUUCAACCGAAACUUCUUCUCAUCUCUGCUCGAUUUCUGUGCACGCUCACAGUGCCGCUUAGGACGUGUUGGUGUGGUCUCAGGAUGGCACACGCAAAGGGACGCGGGCUAUCAUAUGAGGCGUGUAGUUGACACUUUGCAACAAGCGGUUCCAGGAGUCUUGGUUCACUUGUACUCUAGCGAGAACCCAAUCAAUGCUGAUCUAAACGAAAGGUGGUACGAGCCCUGUCAAGCGGUGUAUGUGGAUUAGAUCUGUCCGAUCAUAGGUUUUGCAUCGAUAUGUCACUUCCAUAGCAUCAGGUUUGUGUAGCGAAGUGAGUAGGCUGUGGGCCGUAGCAAUUGCUGUCAUAGCGGCGGUGGUCAGCAAUCGACUUGAAGUGCUACGAAUAGGAUUUGUAGAUUUGAAGUAUUGGCCAUUUCCAUGUUCAAUGUGUAACGCUUUUGCGCUAGCUAGGACCAAGGCUACGAGCCAUCCGCCUACUUAUGAGUGAUGCGGCCCGGCGCUUAUCGCACACACGUGGAAGUACAUUCUAUCCGGGCGAAUCCGUUGUCGAGCGGACGUCCAUCGGUGCUUCCGUCCCAAUCCUAAUUCACGUCCUAAACCAUCUCCCAGCGCAC